Molecule: messenger RNA, 1059 nt
Organism: Venustampulla echinocandica
Lineage: Eukaryota; Fungi; Ascomycota; Leotiomycetes; Helotiales; Pleuroascaceae
Exons: 5
Coding region: 1-1059 (352 amino acids)
Source: RefSeq, a predicted model, not a curated record
AUGGAUACUACUGUCGGUCUCGAAGAUCUGGUAGCAUUACUCGGGCUCGAUCUUGUAUUUCAUGGCAUCGAAUGCCAUUAUCCAACCGCCACGCCCAAAGGUACAGGGCCAAGAGUUCAGUAUAGUGAUGAUGCCCCGACAAAAUGGCGAAAAACCGCGCCUUCAUUGGUGUCAGAUUCUCCUAGUGUCGAAAAUCCUCAAGAAGCAAGCAACAAUGGUGAUAUAAUUUUCGAUAGUGGGCUUGUCGUAUCAGACCCAGAGUUCGCAAAUCUUGGAGGGGAAUAUCUUGGCUGGGAUGACCUAGAUAUCGAUUUCGCCGACUUUUCGAAUCAGCAGACGAAUGAUGAGACCGUCCAAUACCCUCCAUUGGGGUCUUCAUCUUUAGUUCGUCACUCGACACCUUCGGCCGAUCAAAUAGUUCAAUUGCAAGAAGCCAUAUAUUCUUCCCAUGUAUCGAUACCGCCACGUCCAACUGACGCUUUCCGAUCACUUAUCCAACGACCAAAAAUGAACACCGGGACGCAAAGAAUCGCCAAUCUCAUGCUCCACACCCUAAAAUCUUAUCCCCUAAUGAUGAUACGCCACAACACCCUUCCACCGUUUAUCCAUCCGCAUUUGAUAUCUUCCAAUGUCGAGAAUAACCACAUGGAGCCACUAACCAACUGCCUUAGUUUAGUGCAUAUGAUCAGUAGCGGGAUCCGAGGGAGUCGAAAGCUAUUCUGGAAAAAUGUGGGGAUGGAAUGCGAACGUUUGCGUGAAGAGCAUCUGAAGUUAAACAAAUGGGAAUUAAUUGCUGCUAUGCUAGCCCUCUCCGUUUACGUUCUCAUAAGGUUGGAUGAAGGCGAGACGGACCACAAUAACCUUGAUUCUCUAUUAGUUGCAACGGUGACCGUAAUAGCUGAUCAACUCAUCUCCAACCUGAGUGACGUCAUUAGCCGUGGUCUACCGAGUAGUGAAUAUGCUGGUCUAUUUCGAGCCGGCGGCGAAGUGUACUCUACAAACGGACCUUAUUAUAGCACCACUGCCGGCGAAGAAACAGCUAUGGGAAGCAGGGGAUGA